GGAGUCCAAAGGCACAACGGUGCAAAGUUGUAGAGGUGUAGGCGCUACAUUCCUUGUCCGUCACGGGGAGUGGGCGGGUGCUGAGCUGCUCUCCCAGGAUUGAAUCUUUGCAUUUUCUCAUCAAGUCGACGUCGCGAUUAGAAGCAUCCCGUCACCAUGCAUAUCCGGGAGAUGCUGGCGGAAGCCGAGAGGACCGGCAACCCGUCCUUCUCGUUUGAGUACUUCCCGCCCAAGACGGCCCAGGGUGUGCAGAACCUCUACGACCGCAUGGAGCGCAUGUACAACUUUGGCCCCAAGUUCAUCGACAUCACCUGGGGCGCCGGCGGCCGCAUCGCCGAGCUAACCUGUGAGAUGGUGGUUCAGGCGCAGACGUACCUGGGGCUCGAGGCGUGCAUGCACCUCACUUGCACCGACAUGGGCGAAGAGAAGGUCAAUGAUGCUCUUCGGAAGGCUUACAAGGCCGGCUGCACCAACAUUCUCGCCCUCCGCGGCGACCCGCCACGCGACAAGGAGAAAUGGGAGGCUACCGACACCAAAUUCCGGUACGCCCGCGAUCUCGUGGCCCACAUCCGCAAGAUGUACGGCAACCACUUCGAUAUCGGCGUGGCCGGCUACCCGGAGGGCUGUGACGACAACAAGGACGAGGAUUUGCUCCUUGACCAUCUUAAGGAGAAAGUUGACAUGGGGGCUUCGUUCAUCGUUACGCAGAUGUUCUACGAUGUCGACAACUUCCUCCGCUGGGUCGGGAAGGUCAGGGAACGCGGCAUCACCGUGCCCAUCGUGCCCGGUAUCAUGCCCAUCGCCACCUACGCCAGCUUCCUACGCCGCGCGAAUCACAUGAACUGCAAGAUUCCCGAAGAAUGGAUGGCGAAGCUUGAACCGGUCAAGAACGACGACGUGGCGGUCCGCGAUAUCGGCAAGGUGUUGGUGGCUGACAUGUGCCGCAAGAUCCUCGCUGCUGGUAUCCGCCACCUGCACUUUUACACCAUGAACCUCGCCCAGGCGACUCGCAUGGUUCUGGAGGAGCUCGACUGGUUGCCGUCGCCCGAGCGCCCCCUCAAGCAGGCUCUCCCUUGGAAGCAGUCCCUGGGUCUCGGGCGCCGCACCGAAGACGUCCGGCCCAUCUUCUGGCGAAACCGCAACAAGUCGUACGUCGCGCGCACCCAGGACUGGGACGAGUUUCCCAACGGCCGCUGGGGUGAUUCAAGAUCUCCAGCUUUCGGCGAGCUCGAUGCCUACGGUAUUGGCUUGAAAGGCACCAACGAGCAGAACCGCCAGAAGUGGGGUGAACCGACCUGCGUUAGGGACAUCGCCAAUCUCUUUGUUCGUUAUCUGAACAAGGAGAUCGACUACCUCCCCUGGAGCGAGGCCCCGGUUGCGGAAGAGGCCGAACUUAUCAAGAAAGAGCUGAUUGAUCUGAACAAGCGCGGGCUCAUCACCGUCAACUCGCAGCCCGCUGUCAACGGUGCCAAAUCAAACCACCCCGUUCACGGUUGGGGUCCCUCAAAUGGCUACGUCUAUCAGAAGGCCUACCUCGAAAUGCUGGUCGCGCCCGAGCUCUUCCCAGAGGUCAAGCGCCGCAUCGAGCAACACCCCGACCUGACCUACCACGCCGUGACCAAGGCUGGCAACCUGUACACGAACGCGCAGUUCGAGGGACCCAACGCCGUCACCUGGGGUGUGUUCCCGGGCAAGGAAAUUGUCCAGCCUACCAUUGUGGAGAGAAUCAGUUUCCUUGCUUGGAAGGAUGAGGCGUUCCAACUCGGAACGGAGUGGGCUCGUUGUUACGAGUCAGGCAGCCCCAGCCGCCUGAUCCUGGAAGAGAUCAUGAACACCUGGUAUCUUGUAAACAUUGUAAACAACGACUUCCACCGGGGCGAGACCAUCUUUGAGGUCCUAGACGGACUGGAGGUCCCGAACCUGGACAGAGUUCCGGAGCCGCAGGGUAACGGCGUUACGAACGGCGCUCCUAAUGGCGUCGAGGCAUCUACAUAAUACCUCAGGAUCAUCGUUAUCGCUCAGCUCGGACCGCUCAACCUUGCCGACUGCUUGACGACGAACGAAACUUUUUCAACACUACUUGCAUGGCCGAAGUAUAUUUCAACCUCCCAACUUGCACACACAGACGACCUUUAAUAUCCAUCUAUCCAUCCGCAGCCUGGAGCGGGACGGGACCGGGCCUAGGCCAGGAGGGACGCAUUUGACGACGAACGCAACAUUUGGACAUUAUUUAACAUACAACAGCAUGCAUAUGGGAAGGCGUUUUUUUGAUUCAUUAGGGGGUGGGCGAACAAAAAAAGAGGAAGAAAUGCGCGCAUGAUGGGGCGUGGGCGUUUACUCCCCCAGGUUCGGGUCUCUUGGUUUUUUUCAACAAAAAGGGAAAGGCGGGCGGUGUUGGAAAAGGAUGGAUGGAUUUUUUUUCAGUCAUCAACUGGUUGUAGACACAUGCAUCCGAGGACUGGUGUCAGGACAGCGGGGAGGUGGUGAUGGUCCAACCCCAGUUUUGAUGCAUCGCCGAAAAUCUCAACGAUACCCAGGGGAAUUUAGGCAGGAUCGGAUCUACUUGGCAGGUGUCUGGCUCUCUUUGUAGAGGAUAGACAACCUUUCAACUUCAACAGUGGUUAAUACAGGCAGAAGGAUAUAUGAGUGAAGAAAAAAAAAAAGGAAAAAAAGACCUCGUCUGUAAGAGAGAGAGAAAGGGUCAAGCUUGUGACGAGAGAGGGAGUCAUCGUGUGAGCAGUGAAAGUGAUGGUGACAAGACCAAAAGAAAGAUCAUCGAGACCCUCCAAAUGGUUCAGCUUAUUGUCACUUGUUCGUCGG
Molecule: messenger RNA, 2820 nt
Organism: Thermothelomyces thermophilus ATCC 42464
Lineage: Eukaryota; Fungi; Ascomycota; Sordariomycetes; Sordariales; Chaetomiaceae
Exons: 3
Coding region: 157-1995 (612 amino acids)
Biological process (GO): tetrahydrofolate interconversion
Cellular component (GO): cytosol
Molecular function (GO): FAD binding; methylenetetrahydrofolate reductase [NAD(P)H] activity
Source: RefSeq, a predicted model, not a curated record